Eutrema salsugineum is the source of this 2801-nucleotide messenger RNA. RefSeq lists its product as uncharacterized. The transcript is spliced from 10 exons. Gene Ontology annotation, molecular function: protein binding. The record is from RefSeq and is a predicted model, not a curated record. Bases 130 to 2649 code for a protein of 839 amino acids. Lineage: Eukaryota; Viridiplantae; Streptophyta; Magnoliopsida; Brassicales; Brassicaceae.
CUGCUUCGUCUUCUUCCUCCUUUUUAUUCCUUGUUCGUAUUCUAGCGACUGAGAAAAGCACAUAAGCGUUUGUGUGUUACUGUUUCAGAUCCGAGAGAGAGAGUGAGAGGCAGUUUAUCGGCUGAUAAGAUGAGCAGUAAGGUCAGCGUCGGCGGCGGAAGUGCCGGAGCGAGGAAGGGCAAUAACGGAAUUUACGAUAUUCCGUCAGGGUCUAGAAAAAUAGUACAAAGCUUGAAGGAGAUUGUAAACUCUCCCGAGGCUGAGAUCUAUGCUAUGCUUAAAGAGUGCAACAUGGAUCCUAACGAAGCCGUUAAUCGCCUCCUCUCUCAAGAUCCUUUUCACGAGGUAAAGAGCAAAAAAGAGAAGAAGAAAGAGACUAGGGAUAUUCCGGAUUCCCGGCUGCGUGGUGCUAAUAACACAUACAACCGCGGUGGUAGAGGUACUUCUGAUCGCUAUGCUGGACGAAGUGGAUCUACCCAUUUCAGCUCUACAGAUUCUGGAAACUUCCAGGGAAAAUCUACAAACAAGAAAGAAAGUGGAACCCAGAGUUACACAGGUUCGUGGUCUUCUGCCUCGGGAGUGGCAAACCACCAUCCGACACCACACAGUAAUCCUGUUGUCACGGAAAAUAAAUUGCCAUCUGUUGCCUCGGGCGACGGAAUAUCAUCGUCACAGCCUGCUUCUGGACAUCAAGCUGCAUGGUUUGGAGCUCCAGGCCAGAUGUCUAUGGCUGACAUUGUGAAGAUGGGUAGACCACAGAACAAGACGACAACAAACUCACGACAAAAUGUCAAUAUGCGUUCUGAAAUAAAUCAGGACCAUGAAGUUAAUGCAGAUCACCAGGUCCCUGUUAAAGAUGAAUGGCCAUCGAUUGACAAGCCAUUGGCUCCUAGUACAUCUUCUGUAUCAGUAGCACCAGCAGAGUCAGAGGUUUCCAAUGGUCCAGCUGGUUUCCAGUCCGACAGAGAAGAUCAACAUCUGAGGGACCGGUUAGAAAAUAUACAUUUAGCAGAUAAUGGCCCUUCUGAAAGUCGUGGAGUUGAUCAUGUGCAACCUGACUCGGUUUCUGGUAGAAAUGUACAAGAAGACUCGGGAGUUUUGUCUGAAUUUGAUGGUAAUCAAUAUACAUAUCAAACGCAGAGCCAUCCUGUUGAGCACCCCAAAGAUGAAGAUGAUGUUUCAUCUGGUUCGGCCAACUUUCAACAAUUAACAAUAGAAGAUCAUGAUCAAGAAGCAUCGCAUGAGCAGGAUAUACCUGCUGUUGUUAUUCCAGAUCAUUUGUUAAUCCAUACAGAGGAAUGCUCGCAAUUAAGUUUUGGAAGUUUUGGAGGUUUUGGAUCAAGGCAUGUGAGCAACAAUGUGGAAGAGACUCCUGAUGUAGCUCCACAAAUGGAACAUUCUGAUGCUAGAAAUAAUGAGUUCUAUGGAGAUGAACAUCUUGAAAGUACAGCCAAUGGAAACAUGGCCCAUGCACCUGCUGCUGGAAAUUUUGAUGAUUCUUUAGAAUCUAGGCGAGAGGUUUUGAAGCAAGAAAAUUCCGAGACCGCUCAGGAGCACCAGUAUACAUUUGCUCAGUCUGAGCAAGGGCAUGCUUAUGAAGCUGCUAAGCAGCAGCUGAAUACUGCAUAUGAUGCCUCACAGACAAAUGCACAGAAUCAGAUGCAGAAUCUUGCUGCAUUAUCAAAUGUAAUGCAGGGGUAUACACACACAGCUCCCAACACUUUAUUGGCACAAACAGCACAAAAUGCGAGGGAGCUUGACUUCCAGUAUUCACCUUUUGCACAGUCUAUGCAGUCAAGGAACAGCAACAAUGCUUCAUCACUAGGUGGGCAAAGCAUUCCCAUGCCAGAGGUUCUCCGAGGCAGUGGAAUCCCGGCAACAACCCAGCAAACCUUACCUGAUGCUAACAUCGCUACUGGACCAGCUCUUCCACAACAGCUUCCAAUGCAUCCUUACUCUCAACCCACAAUGCCUCUAGCACACUUUGCAAACAUGAUUGGCUAUCCUCUAAUGCCUCAAAACUAUCCAUACAUGCCCUCCGCUUUCCAGCAAACGUAUGCUGGUAACAGCUCCUACCACCAGCAACUAGCUGCAUUGCUUCCGCAGUACAAAACCAAUCUCUCUCCCAGUAACUUGCCUCAGUCUGCAUCAGCGCCUGCCUCCGCUUAUGGAUUUGGAAACUCGACCAACGUUGGAUCCACCGGAAACUUCCCUCUUAACCAACAGUCUGCUCCUACCGGUUAUGAGGAUGUUCUUAGUUCUCAAUACAAAGAGAGUAAUCAUCUACUGGCACUUCAGCAGCAACAGCAACAGCAACAGCAGCAGCAGCUGCUGCUUCAGCAACAGCAGAACGAAAACUCGGCGAUGUGGCAUCACGGUCACGGUUCUCGAACCAUGUCAGGCAUCCCGGCUAACACGUACUACAACCUCCAAGCACAGCAGCAACAGCAACAGCCUCAGCAAGCAGCAGGCGGGUAUCGUCAAGCUCAGCAACAACAGCAUUAUGGAUCUCAUGGCUACCCAAAUUUCUAUCAAUCCCAAACAGAAAUGUCUCUUGAUCGCCAGCAGCAAAACCCUAGAGACGGUGCAGGGGCUCAGGUUGGCCAGCCUUCGAACCAAACCCAACAGCUCUGGCAAAACUCUUACUAGAUAAUGAAAGAGUGUUUUUUUUUUCUGCUUCUUUCGGUUAUAGAGCUUUGUGUGCAUACCGUUUGAAUUUGGAAACUAAAACUGUUUCACUAGAAUUCGCUGAUUUGGCUAAAAUGAUUUAUCAUUGACCUUUAAAAAACUUUUAGCGCUUA